GCCGGCUGCGGGCGGCGUCGCGUCCCGGAGCCCUCGGCGGUCGCUGCGCUGCGGUCCCGCUCAUCGCCAUGGAGAAGUACAAAGCUCUCGAGCAGCUGCUCACAGAACUUGAAGAUUUUCUGAGGAUACUGGACAAGGAGAACUUGAGCAGCACUGCUGUGGUGAAGAAGAGCUUUCUCUCUGACCUUCUGAAAGUCUACACCAAGUCCACUGGUGGUGAUGAGGAGUAUAUUUAUAUGAACAAAGUGACAGUCCAUAAACAGCAGGGUGACCAAGAGAAACAAGACAAAGUGCUGGAUCAGAAGAACUCCCUGACCAAUGGAGACUCAGGACUGCAUCUGUCACCUCCUCAGAAGAGCCUGCCAGAGCUCCCCCCUCCAAAGAUUCUCGAAACAAAACAACCAGCAGUCCCCAAGAUUGAAUCCCCAGAGGGAUAUUACGAGGAGGCUGAGCCCUAUGACAUCUCUGUAAAUGGUCUUUUUGGUAGGCUUGCUGCGGCUGGACCCAGGCCAGGGUUGCAGGUUACUGAGGGCGUUAUUUAUGCCACAAUAACUAUGGAAGAUGGUGAAGCUGUUAGUAGUUCCUACGAAUCUUAUGAUGAGGAAGAGAGCAGCAAAGGCAAGUCAGCAACCCAUCAGUGGCCAUCCCCAGAGGCCACCAUCGAGCUGAUGAAGGACGCUCGCAUCUGUGCCUUCCUGUGGAGAAAGAAGUGGCUGGGACAGUGGGCAAAGCAGCUGUGUGUUAUCAAGGACACCAGGCUGCUGUGCUACAAGAGCUCCAAGGACCACAACCCCCAGCUGGACGUGAAUUUGCUGGGCUGCACAGUCAUUCACAAGGAAAAGCAAGUGAGGAAGAAGGAGCACAAGCUGAAGAUCAUCCCCACAAACGCUGAUGUCAUCGUGCUGGGGCUGCAGAGCAAGGACCAGGCAGAGCAGUGGCUCAGGGUAAUCCAAGAGACCAGUGGUCUGCUCUGUGAAGGCGGCAGUGAAGGCAACCAGUACAUCCCAGACUCGCAGCGUCUCAGCUACCCAAAGGUGGAGGUGUCUGAGAGAUACUCUGCAGCCUCUGAGAGCGGGAGCAGCACCGACGGCCACAUGGAGACAGCUGAGGCAAAAGAUGUUAAGAAGAAGGGCACAACUGGCCUGAAACUGAGCAACCUGAUGAACCUCGGGAGGAAGAAGUCCAGCUCCCUGGAUAGCCCAGAGAGAUCCCUGGAGACUUCAAGUUACCUGAAUGUGCUGGUGAACAGCCAGUGGAAGUCACGGUGGUGUCAGAUAAAAGAUGGGCACCUCCAUUUCUACCAGGACAGGAACAGAAGCAAGCUGGCUCAGCAGCCCCUGAGUUUGGCAGGCUGUGAGAUCAUCCCAGAGCCGAGCCCUGACCAUCUCUACUCCUUCCGCAUCCUGCACAACGGGGAGGAGAGGGUUGUUUUGGAGGCAAAGUCCUCUGAGGAGAUGGGCCACUGGCUGGGCCUCCUCUUGUCGGAGUCAGGCUCGAAAACAGACCCAGAGGAAUUCACCUACGAUUACGUGGAUGCUGACAGGGUUUCCUGCAUUGUGAGCGCUGCCAAGAAUUCCUUCUUGCUCAUGCAGAGGAAAUACUCUGAGCCCAAUGCCUACAUUGACAACCUGCCCAAGGGCAGGGUGCAGCAGGACGAGCUCUACGACGACGUGGAUCUGCCAGACCUGCCUGUGGAGGAAGUACCCAAGAGUGAGAGCAAACUGGAGGGGGAUCAAGACAGGGUGUAUCUGGAUCUCACCCCAGUGAAGUCCUUACUGCACUGUGCUGGCAAGAUGUCAUGCCAGUCUUCCCCCCUCGGGUCACCAUCCCUAGAAAGGGCUGCCAAGGCUGCCCCAGAGAGCACAGCUGAGACAGCCCCCAUGGCCAAGGAAGCUGAGCCCUGUGCUAAGGCAGCGGAGACCGCGGAGCAGAAACACCCAGAGAAGCCAGACCCCGAGGAGGCUGUGCCACGGGUGCCUGCUGCCAAAAUGCAGAGCCAGCAGCAGAGCAAUGUGGCCCCUGAGGUGCCAGCGGGGCCAGUUCCAGCAGGCAGUCCCCAGCUGGUACCUGCACACCGGCCCAAGAUGCCACUGCCAGCAGGAGCAGUGGAGACCAAGCUGGGCAAGAACAGGACAGAGGCAGAGGUGAGACGGUUCACGGAGGAGAAGGAGAGGCUGGAGAAGGAGAAGGAUGAGAUCCGAGCUCAGCUCACCCAGCUGCGCAAGGAGAGGCGGGAGCUGAAGGAAAUGCUUGGUGGCAGCACAGACAAGAGUUUGGAGCAGAGGCUGAAGGAGAUAGAUGAAGAAUGCAAAAGAAAGGAAAGCCAGAGGGUGGACCUGGAGCUGAGCCUGGUGGAGGUGAAGGAGAACCUGAAGAAGGCAGAGUCUGGCCCGGUGACACUGGGCACAGCAGUGGACACCACACACCUGGAGAACACAGCCCCACGGGUUCAGGCCAAAAGUGCCAGUCCAGCAAACAGCGCAGAGAACUCACCAGUCAACUCAGCCACGGCUUUAAAAAACCGGCCCUUAUCUGUUAUGGUCACGGGGAAGGGAACAGUCCUACAGAAAGCUAAGGAAUGGGAGAAAAAGGGAGCCAGUUAGAAGCACGUUGUUCAGAGAUGGACUAAAGACUCGAAUUGCCCACGCUUGGCCCAGGGGAUUCAACCAUCUGUCAGUGGAGGUUGGGUGUUCAGCACCACCACACACCAAGUGCCUCCUCCACGUGGCGCCCACAGCUCCGACGCAGCGCUGGAGUCACAGCUGCUGACCCGAGUUACCCCACAUGAACCUGCUCUUUCCAGACAAAUCCCAACCAUGUAGCUAAAACAAUAACAGCCAGUGGCAAUCCUUCCAUCAAAGUCCUAACCCAGCUGAUGUAAACAAGAACGUUACUGUACAUAGGGGGUGUUUUGUGUAUUUCUACUCUGAAGGUUUAUAAUUGAGUUAUUAAGGUUUCUGUAUUAGUGACUGUAGUGGAUUCAGAAGGAACCUCUGCUCUUCCUCAGCCUGGUGAGUUUGUACCUGUCCUGAUAAGGUUGUCAAUCUGUCUUGCUGCCAGUCAUCACUCAGCUACAUUUCAUCCAGCCUUCAAUCUAUCUAAGGGCUAUCCCACAUGUGAGCAAUUCUUCAAAUAUGAAUGAGAAGCACACAGCAGCCUGUCCAGGGCAUUUUUUAAUCAGUGUCCUGAUGCAUUCCAGCAUCUCCUACCAGCUGCAGGUUUGCUAGAAUAUUGAGCUGCUCACCUUCUCGUGCUGUAAGCUGUGUUACAGACUGGCAGCGAAAAGAGCUCUGAGCAAAGAUGAUCUGCCAGGCAGAUUCAGUUAGCUUUCUUAAGGAUCUUAAUUCAC
Molecule: messenger RNA, 3349 nt
Organism: Melospiza georgiana
Lineage: Eukaryota; Metazoa; Chordata; Aves; Passeriformes; Passerellidae
Gene: AFAP1L2
Product: actin filament associated protein 1 like 2
Exons: 20
Coding region: 69-2603 (844 amino acids)
Biological process (GO): positive regulation of interleukin-8 production; inflammatory response; positive regulation of epidermal growth factor receptor signaling pathway
Cellular component (GO): cytosol
Molecular function (GO): SH2 domain binding; SH3 domain binding
Source: RefSeq, a predicted model, not a curated record